Molecule: messenger RNA, 1548 nt
Organism: Ramularia collo-cygni
Lineage: Eukaryota; Fungi; Ascomycota; Dothideomycetes; Mycosphaerellales; Mycosphaerellaceae
Product: probable MFS transporter
Exons: 8
Coding region: 1-1548 (515 amino acids)
Biological process (GO): transmembrane transport
Cellular component (GO): membrane
Molecular function (GO): transmembrane transporter activity
Source: RefSeq, a predicted model, not a curated record
AUGUCUGAAUUCUAUGAGAAGGACGUUGCUCUGCAACAGGAGACAUUGCACGAUGUUGAAUCCAAGCAUACACCACACGAGGACUCGAGCCACCACACAAGUCUUACGGAGGAAGAGAAAGCGAUCGAAAAACAGCUGGUAAAGAAGAUCGAUCUUUUGGUAAUGCCCCUGGUACUGGUGGUGUACUUGCUCAACUAUAUCGACCGUAACAACUACGCUGCGGCGGCCAUUCAAGGCAUGCCAGCUGAUUUGGGAAUGACCGACGCACAGUACCAGCUUGGUCUCUCCAUUCUGUUUGUGGGAUACGUAUCCAUGCAAGUGCCUUCAAACGCAAUGCUCAACUACUGUGGCAAACCGGGCUGGUACAUCGGAUUCUUUACCAUUGCUUGGGGACUCGUAUCAGCCUUGACUUCACAAGUACAGAGUUUUGGCAGUAUGCUCGCUUGCAGGUUGUUACUCGGUAUUGUUGAGGCUCCAUUCUUCCCGGGAAUGCUUUUCUACCUCUCCAAGUGGUACACCAAGAGUGAACUCAAUCUACGGAUGUCGAUCUUCUACUCUGGUUCUCUCAUCUCUGGCGCAUUCGGGAGUCUGAUCGCGGCCGGAAUCCUCGACGGUCUGGACAAUGCUCGAGGAAUUGCUGCAUGGCGUUGGCUCUACAUCGUCGAGGGUGCAAUCACCGUGGCAGUUGGUAUCGUCGUUGUAUUUGUCCUGCCAGACUUUCCAGAUACCUGGACAGGUCUGUCGCCAGAAAUGAUGCUCGUUGCCAAUCGACGAAUGGCACUUGACGCUGGAGAGGCUGAUGUCAAUACCGGCGGCAAAAUGUCCCAGCUCGAAGGACUCAAGCAGGCAUUCCUGGAUCCAAAGACUUACAUCCUUGCUAUUGCCUACCACGGCGUAGUCGGCGCUGCCGGAUUCCAGAACUUCUAUCCCAGUAUCGUUCAAACACUAGGCUUUGAACGGGUCAUUACCUUGCUUCUUGUCGCGCCUCCUUACGUGUUCACGGCAUUCUACUCCCUGGCACACGGUCUGGCUAGUGAUAAGUUCCAGAACCGAUUCUGGUUCUUCAUGUACCCCGUUCCGCUCGUUAUCGUCGGUGCCCUGAUCUUCAUGUUCACGGAGGGAUUAGGUCCUCGCUACUUCAGCUUGUUCCUGCUCAACAUGAUCUUCGUCAUGAACGGAACGGUCUAUGCCUGGAUUGCGAACUCCAUUCCGCGUCCUCCUGCGAAGCGAGCUGCCGCUCUCGCGUUCAUCAACAGCGUUGGGAAUGCGGCCUCAAUCUGGACCCCAUUCACAUAUAGUGGCAGCCAGGCGCCUCAAUACCUCCAGGCCAUGGGAAUCAAUAUCGGACUGGUCGGCAUUGCUGGUAUUCUGGGAGUCACCAUGUACUUCUACUUGAACAUGCAAAACAAGCAGUUGGCACGAAUGGAGAAUGUGGACACGCCACUCACAGAUCGCGAUAUGAAGAAGUUGCAAAAGACGGCAGAGCUGGAAGGGAUCGACGUCCAAACUGCUCGCAUGCUGCAAAAGGGCUUCAGGUACRUUGUUUGA